This is a messenger RNA of Candoia aspera, 1218 nucleotides long. RefSeq names its product syntaxin 1B (gene STX1B). Lineage: Eukaryota; Metazoa; Chordata; Lepidosauria; Squamata; Candoiidae. Gene Ontology annotation, biological process: exocytic insertion of neurotransmitter receptor to postsynaptic membrane; synaptic vesicle fusion to presynaptic active zone membrane; intracellular protein transport. The coding region runs from base 255 to 1121 and encodes 288 amino acids. The record is from RefSeq and is a predicted model, not a curated record. Gene Ontology annotation, cellular component: SNARE complex; plasma membrane; endomembrane system. The transcript has 10 exons. Gene Ontology annotation, molecular function: SNAP receptor activity; SNARE binding.
ACCCUGCCUUGCUGCAUCAGCAUCAACCUUUCUUCAUCCUUAGAGCAUCAUUCUCUUCCCAGCUUGGCUGAGCCGGGAAGCUCCGUUUAUCCAGUGCUGCCAUUCCCAGCAACCUCCCUCUCCCUCCCCACAGCCUUCUCCCCCUCCACCCCAAAGAAGAGGGGUCCUUCCCCACCGCCCUGUCUGUCUGCUGUGCCACAGGGAGCGUAGGGGAGAAAACCCACUGAGGACCCACAACCUGACCAGGAAUCGCAAUGAAGGAUCGCACUCAGGAGUUGAGAAGUGCCAAAGACAGUGAUGAUGAGGAAGAGGUGGUACAUGUGGAUCGAGACCAUUUCAUGGAUGAAUUCUUCGAGCAGGUAGAGGAAAUCCGUGGCUGCAUUGAGAAGCUGUCAGAGGACGUGGAGCUGGUGAAGAAGCAGCACAGCGCCAUCUUGGCUGCCCCCAACCCAGAUGAGAAAACCAAGCAGGAGUUGGAGGACCUCACUGCUGACAUCAAGAAGACUGCCAACAAGGUGCGCUCCAAGUUAAAAGCAAUUGAGCAGGGAAUUGAGCAGGAAGAGGUGCAGAACCGAUCCUCAGCUGACUUGAGAAUUCGGAAAACACAGCACUCAACCCUAUCUCGCAAGUUUGUGGAGGUGAUGACGGAAUACAACACAACUCAGUCUAAAUAUCGAGAUCGAUGCAAAGACCGCAUCCAGAGACAGCUGGAGAUAACUGGCAGGACAACAACCAAUGAAGAGUUAGAAGACAUGCUAGAGAGCGGCAAGUUGGCGAUUUUCACUGACGAUAUCAAAAUGGACUCACAGAUGACGAAGCAGGCCCUGAACGAGAUUGAAACCCGGCACAACGAGAUCAUCAAACUGGAAACCAGCAUUCGGGAGCUCCAUGACAUGUUUGUGGACAUGGCAAUGUUGGUCGAGAGUCAGGGUGAGAUGAUUGACCGCAUCGAGUACAAUGUUGAGCACUCUGUGGAUUAUGUGGAAAGAGCCGUCUCUGACACCAAGAAAGCUGUAAAAUACCAGAGCAAGGCUCGAAGGAAGAAAAUAAUGAUUAUAAUUUGUUGUGUGGUUCUUGGUAUAGUACUGGCCUCCACCAUCGGGGGCACACUUGGGUUGUAAAUUAAAGCAAAAAAAAAAUUAAUAUUAAUAAUAAUAUAAUAAUAAUUUAAAAAUUGUACAUGCAGUGGAUAUAACAGCACUUGUUCCAGCUACCUAU